UUACACUUAAGACAUAUGCAAUCCUCUCUGAAGAACAAGUUUUCCUUUCCGUAGUCUGAUACUGUAAGCUUUAGACAGAAAAAUAUAUAGGCCUAUUUAAGGUAAUAUUUUUAGGUAAUUGUUUUUGGUCUGUAUCGCGUAUUCAUUCCCAAAAUAUGUCUUGAUUGGUUUUGGGUCUCAAUAUGUUAUUAGCAUUAACUGCACCGGACUUUCGCUGAGUUUAUCCAUAAAUUUGAUACAUGGGAUCCUUUGGCUUUUAUCAUGUUGGGUCAUCUUCCAGCGGGCCUCCGGAACCACUGUCACAUGACACGAGAGGCCAGAGUUUUGCUAAAACCCCAGGAAGGACCCACAUAACUGAUGAAAUUUGUCCAGAAAAUGCAGAUAACGAACAACAACAACGGCAGUUUUACGCCGUCACGGAAUUACUCGCAACAAAGUUGUAAUGCAUUCGAACGUAAUUACACAGCAAACACCUUAUAAUCCCAGGUACACUGGGUCAGUAACUGACAAGGAACAACUUACACUGUGCUGACCCAAAGAUAUGGGAUACAGGAUGAAGUACAGAGGACGUUAAAAACAGGAUUGUGCACAGGACAAAUUUGCUAAAAACUCUAUCGAAGUUUUACACCAUCCUCAUUCAAGCUACCAACUCGUCAGCUUUCAUUCCUUAAAACUGCUGGAGAUGUAACUCGAAGAAUCCACUUUGAGUCUAACUGUAUGACUUAACUGCAUCUUUCCUUGGAUGGCAGAACUCAAGCAAAACCCCACAAAGAAGAUUCCCAGCGCUGUCUUUUGAAGGGUGCAGAAGCGAAAAGAAACCCCGCAUAGAUUCAUUGCCUCCAAAAGAGCACGUACAUGUGCCCAGCAUGAGCUUGAGAAUCUCCACUUCAACCGUUAUUUGUCCAGGCGAAGAUAUGUGGAAAUGGCCAGUUUGCUCAAACUUAAUGAGACAAAUCUGGUUUCAGAACCGGAGGAUGAAGCAUAAAAAAGACUGCAGGUCAAAAGGAUUUCUCUCUUUGAUGGACCAUCUCCAAUCAGGAGCCCACCAUCAUUGCUGCAAAUAAACAUGACAGAUUCUUUAAAACCAGUGACCGAACCCUUUUCACAGUCCUGCUGACUUCAGAGGAACUGCUCUGACAAGGUUUAUCAAACAGUCGUGCAUUCCUACUCUUUUUUUUUUUUUUUUUUUUUUUUUUUUGUACAGAAUCUUGCACUAGUUGAAUUUCCUCGAUUUGUUGAAGAUAUAGCUUCUCUUGACUGGGAGUAGAACUAUAAAGAUAGAUGCAUGUCAUCCACUGUGCAUCAGGUGCAUAGUCCACCCUCUGAUGCUAUUUCUUGAAGUACGGCUGAAUAUAGCAAUUCUUAAUGUUUAACUGGUAGUAAGCAUUCUUUGUCUUCUAGACAAGCUCGUCUCUCCAGAAACAUCCUAUCGGCUGGGCAUUCAAGUUCCCCAGGACUAACAACAGCCUUUCAGCACUUUCAAUAACACUCCUUUCGCAAACGAUUAAAUGCCAGAUUCAUGUAAUAGGCAAUUCCAAAUAUUUAUAGCAAGUACAUGUAAAUUAUUGGGAUUGUUAAAUACAUUUUAACUAAAAAUAAAUAAAUAAAUAAAUAAAUAAAUAAAUAAAUAAAAAGAUUUCCUAUGUCCCAACAGAAUGGAGAAAGUGCUUUCUUCUGUAACAUGCAUGCAGUGAUAAUAAUAAUAAUGGAAGAAACACUCACUUUUGCGGUUUUUAGGUUCGAACUAGGCUACUGUCGAUUUAUAGGACUACUCCUAUAAAUUACCUCUGGCUAUGAAACUGCAUUCCAGAUUUUAGAGAAUCAAAAGCCACAUUUCCUGUCUUCUUUGGUUUAGGAGCAAAAAUAUACUAGCGUCAAAAAAAAUCUUGCUAUGUCAUAUUAUGGGGAUUAUUUCUAAAUAGGCUAUUUAAAUAAAAUAACAGAAGGGUGGUCAACUAGCAUACACAUAGAGAGAAAGAAAUAAAGCCAAAUCAGUCUCUGAUGUGCAAUGCAGCAUGAUUCAAUGCUUUCACUACUUCAGACCAGUAAUCUACGUUAGUACGCAUACAUUUAUUCCGACAGUACAACACUUUGUAAAAUUUAUAUUUUUUAUUUUUAAGAAUUGCUUUAGUCGUCUAAUUCACAUUAGGUCCACCAUGUGAUUUACACAUUGCGAGUUUAUCAAACUGAUGGGUGGAUUCUAUUGAUGUGUUUGUCAUGUAAAUGUGAAUCGUUUGAUGGACACCUGCAACGCCCAGAGUGCUAACGCGGGUUGCACACUAUUGGUGCAAAAUUAGUCACAUGAUCUGUCACUUAACUGAUAUGAGCUUGGAUAGAACUUUGUGUGGUUUGACAUACUGCUUAAAGGUUGUAAGGGCACUGAGACCACACAUCAGCGUAUUUGACCCUGCUUAAUACAUUUUGCUUGGUCAGUCAACAAUGAGUUCCUACUUAGAUUAUACGAUUUAUAACCGUGGCGCUAACACGUACAGUACGAAGAUUGGGUGUUUUCCUUUGGAGCCAGAAUACUUGCCAAGUGCUUGUACAAAUAGUUACAUUCCCGAGGGACGGCCAGCAAUAGGGAACACUUUCACACCGGCACCGCUCGAAACUCAUGGCGCAGCUUAUGCGCAACUUCAGUCGCAGCCAUACCACAACAUCAACAUGGACAUGGCCAUGGGUAAAAAUGGACACAGCAGUUUUUGCAAGCAAACCCGACCUCACUCGGAUUAUGGACAUCAACACGUUCUCACUCAAGCAGAUGACCACAUGCGUCUUCAGUCCCCUGCUUUUUCUGUCGUUAACAUGGGAUCAAACAUGGGAACAUUCAGUGAAUCUAACUGCAGGCCAGGAUCAGUCUCUGCAAGCCAUUAUCAGUCCUAUACCUAUGGAGAGCACGAACCUCAGGGCUAUGGUUCAUUCAACAAGUACCAUGUCUCCGCUGACAGUGACAGCGACUCCAAGACGAACAUUAAACAAGCGCCAACGUUUGACUGGAUGAAAGUCAAGAGGAACCCCCCUAAAACAGUUAAGUUCGCAGAAUAUGGGAUCCACGGCCAGCAGAAUAUCAUUCGCACAAAUUUUACCACUAAGCAGCUCACCGAACUUGAGAAGGAGUUCCACUUCAACAAGUACCUCACCAGGGCGCGCAGAGUGGAGGUGGCCGCCACCCUCGAACUGAACGAAACGCAGGUUAAAAUUUGGUUUCAAAACCGUAGAAUGAAGCAGAAGAAGCGCGAGAAGGAGGGAACAGUACCGGUCAUUAAUCGAGCGACUCUUAUCUCUGCUGGUCAAUGCGCAGGCAACUCAAACUCCUCAUCCCCGGGAGCUUCGCCUACCUCAGACUCUUCCGCUGCUGCUAUUUGACAUUUGUGGGCCUAUAUGUGGCAAACGAACUGUAUACUGUUAUAAGAUGUUUCAUCAUCGUACUGUGGAUAACUAUUUAACUUAUUUUUCUGUCGUAGACAAAGCAUUAAAUAUAUGCUUGUGUGCAUGUUUUAUAUAUACAUAAACGCAAGCCUAAUCAGUUUUGCAUCAGAGCCACAGAUAUCAUGGUUCAAAUGAAUAAACACAUAACAGGGUGUAGACUUAGAAGUCCAAUGAAAGAUUUUUUUUUCCAGGUCAUCAGGUUGAUGUCUUAUUUUGCACUACAGAUUCCUACCUCUGUUGAAAGAGUGAAAAAAAGAAUGUAAAAAAGGCUGACAUGAUUCUGUAUUUUGAAAUCUGGCCUAUAUGAAGUUCUAAUAAAUAAAUAUUUUAUUUUCCUGAAAUAGGUUUGUGGAUUUAAUCUGAUGAAAACAUUUUAGAUU
Myxocyprinus asiaticus (Chinese sucker) is the source of this 3809-nucleotide messenger RNA. RefSeq names its product homeobox protein Hox-B1b-like. The coding region runs from base 2440 to 3366 and encodes 308 amino acids. Lineage: Eukaryota; Metazoa; Chordata; Actinopteri; Cypriniformes; Catostomidae. The record is from RefSeq and is a predicted model, not a curated record. The transcript is spliced from 4 exons. Gene Ontology annotation, molecular function: RNA polymerase II cis-regulatory region sequence-specific DNA binding; DNA-binding transcription factor activity, RNA polymerase II-specific. Gene Ontology annotation, cellular component: nucleus. Gene Ontology annotation, biological process: regulation of transcription by RNA polymerase II.